AUGGCUCUAUUCGGGGUUUGCAUCCGAGCCUCUCCAACUCUUCUACCCUCUUGGACUGGCUGUCCCGUCAAUGGCCCUCUUCUUCCCCGCCCAACAGAUCUCGGCAACUCGCAAAUCAUCCAGAAUGCGACGGCGAAGCUAGCCCAUGCUCUUGACUUGUCAAUUAGAGGCGAGAGAAAAGCAGGUUUCCAAGUCGACAACACGUCCUUUUCACUCGCACUCGUAUCACCAUACACCCCAGAUUCAGACCAAACCGGCGAGGAUAUUAUAUGGUCUUACCACCACCUCGGCAAGAAUAACGUCCAGGGAACCAAUGACUUGGGUGAUGAUUCCCAAUACAUGAUCGGGUCCAUCUCCAAGGUCUUCUCUGACCUCAUUCUACUCCAGUCGGACCUCGAUCUGAACGAUCCUAUCACUCAGUACUUACCGGAACUCGAAAGAGAGGGAACACCAAUUCAAUGGAGCAAUAUAACUCUUUCGGCUCUUUCAAAUCACCUGGCUGGCAUCCCAUCCAACCUACCUUCUUCUUUUGAGUGGUAUUCAUUGCGCUCUUAUUUCGAGCAAUUUGGGUUCCCUGUGCUCGAAAACGGAAGUUAUCCAAUCUGUGGUGUUAGUGGGCUAAGUAAAGCUUGUAACGAGCAGCAGAUUAUUGAUAUGAUGGCUUCUACACUGCCAGUUCAGCAACCAUACUCACAGCCUAUAUACUCCUCACUGGCCUUCAGUCUAUUGGGAAUGGCUCUCAGCCGAAAGACAAACAAGACAUACCAGGUGUUACUUGAUAUAGCAAUUAUUCGGCCCAUUGGGUUAACAAACACGGGUAUCUCCCCUGGAGAUACGGAGAAAGCUGUUAUACCACCUCUUGACCCAACGAGCCAGGGGUGGGGUGCAGACUAUGGAUUGAAUGCUCCUGGGGGCGGACUAUAUUCAUCUCUUCGAGACCUCUCAACCUUAGCUGCCCGAAUUCUGGACUACUCUAUAUUUCCAUCUCCUGGAAUGACGCAUCAAUGGCUCAAGCCACAAUCGAUGACGGCUUCGACCAAUAAUCUUGUUGGACGGCCUUGGGAAAUCCAACGGACAGAAAACCUAGUUCCAAGAAACCCACAUACUGUUGAUAUCUACAGCAAGAGUGGAGGUGCGCCGGGCUACAUUUCUCAGCUGUCUUUGGUGGACCAGUACGGCGUGGGAUUUGUCGUUCUAACGGCUGGUCCUCUAGAGGAUGCCACAGCAUCAAUUUUGAACGAUGCGCUCAUUACCUCUUUGAUACCAGCCAUUGACCAAGAGGGACACAGACAGGCUCGAAAAUACACCGGAAAUUUCUCAGUCCCAGUUUCAUCAGGUGUCAACAGUACACAGAAAGAGAUGCCAGUGGAACUUAAUCUCAUUAUGGAUAGCGGGACGGGUCUCAAGAUAUAUUCAUUGACUCGAAACGGAUCCGACAUUUUAGGGGGGAUUCAAGAACUUUGGGCUACAAUGAUACCCGAGACUGGAAUCCUCGGCUCUGAUUUCCGCAUCUACCCUGCCGAAGUUGAAGUCAAGGUCGAAGGGGAAGACGGCGUUUUUCUGGAGGACUGGCGUAUCAACUUUGAUGUCGUCCCUCAUGAUAAUGCUGCAAUCUCUGAUCUACCGGGACAGGGGAAAUUGUCAUCCAAGGUAUGCACUUCGUGGCAGGUGGCAGCUUGGCUCUACUACGGAGGGGAAGCUCUGGAUCGUGUCGUUUUCAAAGUAAAUCGCACCUCUGGAGAAGUUCUCGGGAUUGACGUUCCCUUCCUUCGAAGCGGAAUUCUGAACAAACCUAGGUUUUAG
Penicillium hordei is the source of this 1803-nucleotide messenger RNA. Its product is annotated as serine hydrolase domain-containing protein. Bases 1 to 1803 code for a protein of 600 amino acids. The record is from RefSeq and is a predicted model, not a curated record. Lineage: Eukaryota; Fungi; Ascomycota; Eurotiomycetes; Eurotiales; Aspergillaceae. The transcript has 4 exons.